AUGGCACCAAGAGGGCAGUCAAGUACCCGCGCCCGCGGUAGCGCAAGAGGAGGUGCAAAUGCAGCGCGACCAUCUGCAAGCGAUGCGACUCCGCAAACCACUGCAACAGACCAGACUGCAGAACAAGUUGAAAGCGACUCAAAGCCAGCUGUCACAGGAGAGGGUAUCACAACGACUACCGAGUCGCAAGCCUCUGUUCAGGCGGGUACCUCUACAGAGACUUCCGUCCGUCCUCCCGCACAACGACUCGGUAGUCUUCAAGGCUCGGUUCCGCCUUCACGAUCAGCCUCACCGGCGGUACGCGGCCGCGGUGGCACAAGUCGAGGGAAACGGGGCGUCAAACUACCUAGCUUUACAGGACGCAGGAGUAAAGAAGAGCGAGAUGCCAUGGUGCAAGAGCAGGCAGCCCGAGAUCGCGAAAGGACCAAAGAGCAGAUAGCAGCUGAUGAGAAAAAGAGGAGAGACAUGGAGUAUGCUCGAAAACGGGAAGAUAAAAGAAAGAACUUCAGAGGUGGUUACAGUGGCGUAGCAACAGGCCCUUUCUCACUUGGAAAUAGGAAAAACAACUCCAGGCCUGGAUACUCAGGGUUCGGCUCAGGAUUCGGCUCAGGUUCGGGUUCUCGAGCAGAGCGUGUCAAGAAUGAGGAUGGUAGUUAUGGAGGUUCAGGUCACCAAUCAACGCGAGGCGGAGGCGGCUCAUCUACCAAGAGAGAGGAUGGUGGCCUUGUGUCGUCAGAGGAAGAGGAAGAGGAUACUGAAGUACACCAACCCCGCAUGAACAUCGACGAACUUAAAAUAUCCUCAGACGAUUUCGCCGGCAAAGCACCAGAGCCCACGAGCAUGGCGCAACUGCCAGUUCGCGCUGGCAGGAAGGAACAUCAGGAACGAAAGCCCGGUUACAACACAGAGGCCAGCACGGCGAAGGUACUCGAGCAGGCAGAGGGAAAAACACCAAAGCUGAAGAGCGAGUCCAAGGAAGUAAAGGUUGAAGGAGGCAGCGACGACGAAACCAUGUCUGAUGCAGGCAAAACAGGUCUGCCAGAUGCUCCAGCUCUAAAACAAGACCCAAGUGUUGAACAUAGGCCCAAGCCAAAGACCACAGAUCCAGCACAGCCUGCCUUUCAAACUGAUGACGACCGUGCAGAAUGGGAGCGUAUCCAACUGCACAGACGUCUCAUAAUCGCGGAAUUUGGCCCGACAGAGACGCCAGAAGUGGAUAGUUCAGGGGAUGCAGUCAUGGCAGGCACAGCCGAGAAGCCCACGGUACGGACUAACAACGUCUAUCUCUUCCAGAUACCACCUCUCAUGCCCGAAGUGGAAGCAUCCAUCAAGAAAGAAGCACCAGAUCCCAAACCAGAAGCAAAGAUCAAGCUCGAAGAAGGGGGUUUCUCCGAUCCGACCGCCAAGCCCACGAGCGUUCGUUUUGGAAGCGGACUAGUGGGCAAACUGCGCGUACACAAAUCGGGUCGUACCACGCUGGAUUGGGGCGGCACAAGCUUUGAGGUCACCGAUGUUCGCGCCGGCUCGGGGUCGCGCCAGGAGGUAGUUAGUAUGGAGUUUACGCCGGAGAACCAACGGUCAGCGCCCGAAGAUGCUGGGGAUGCCUACAGUCUAGGCCCGGUCAAGGGCAAGUUUGUAGUGACGCCGGAUCUUGAGACCAUGUUCAAGUAG
Messenger RNA from Pyrenophora tritici-repentis Pt-1C-BFP, 1671 nucleotides. RefSeq names its product DUF2756 domain containing protein. Lineage: Eukaryota; Fungi; Ascomycota; Dothideomycetes; Pleosporales; Pleosporaceae. The record is from RefSeq and is a predicted model, not a curated record.